UUCAACCAUCAACUAACAGACCUUGCUAUCUCAACAUUAAUGUGAUGCAUCUUGUAUAGCAAAGGCCCAUACAUACACACUGCAGCCUUCACAUCUUUUGUACCACAACCAAGCACAAAAUUAACUUUGGCAUGAUCCUAAUUCUAUAAUCUUAGUGGUGAGAAAUCAGUGACUUUUUUUCUGUAGAGUAACAAGUUAGAAGUUUUGGUGCUGAAAUGGGUAGUAGAGAAAUCAGGUCUCCUGAAGAUCAAGUCAUUGGAACACCAACUUCUAUGCAAAAUUUCAAGAGAAAGAAGCUUGGAACCUAUUUCAUCGAGUCCGACGACAGACGAGGUGCACUUGGUGGAGGUUAUACCGUAGGGAGUACUCCUGUUAACCUUCACCGGAAACCCAUGUCUGAAGCUGAUAUUUCUAAGACUGGUGGUUGGGUUGCUGCUUUUUUCAUCUUUGGAAACGAGAUGGCUGAGAGAAUGGCUUACUUUGGUUUAUCAGUGAACAUGGUUGCUUUUAUGUUCUAUGUUAUGCAUCGGCCCUUCUCGAGUUCUGCCAAUGCCGUCAAUAAUUUCCUGGGAAUAUCACAAGUGUCGUCUGUACUCGGUGGUUUUCUAGCUGAUGCUUAUCUUGGUCGAUAUUGGACUAUUGCAAUUUUUACAACCAUCUAUCUUUUGGGGUUAACAGGGAUAACGUUAUGUGCAACUAUGAAGUUGUUUCUGCCAAGCCAAGAACAAUGUGAUCAGAUAGCAAUCCUUCUAGGAAACUGUGAGCCGGCGAAGCCAUGGCAAAUGCUAUUCCUCAACACGGUUCUCUAUAUAACAGGGUUCGGAGCAGCAGGCAUAAGGCCGUGUGUCUCUUCGUUCGGAGCUGAUCAAUUUGAUGAAAGAAGUAGAGAUUACAAAGCUCACCUGGACAAGUUCUUCAACGUAUUCUAUCUGUCUGUCACCUUCGGGGCUAUCAUAGCGUUUACUGCAGUCGUCUAUAUACAAAUGCACUAUGGAUGGGGAUCCGCGUUUGGUUCGUUAGCCUUGGGUAUGGGCAUCUCUAAUGCACUAUUCUUUAUCGGCACUCCUACUUACAGGCAUAGGUUGCCCGGGGGCAGCCCUUUGACACGCAUCGCACAAGUUCUGGUUGCAGCCUUCAGAAAAAGAAAUGCUUCUUUCUCCAGCAGUGAGAUGGUUGGCUUGUAUGAGCUUCCAGGAAAAAGAUCUGCUAUCAAAGGCAGUGCAAAAAUUGAACACACUGAUGACUUCAGAUGUCUGGACAAAGCAGCCCUAAAGUUGCCGGAAGAUGGCCCAGAUCCAAACCCUUGGAAGCUUUGCACAGUAACUCAAGUGGAGGAAGUCAAAAUUUUGCUAAAACUCUUGCCAAUACCAGCUAGCACCAUUAUGCUGAGUCUCAUCUUAACAGAGUUCUUGACUCUGUCUGUUCAACAAGCAUACACUUUGAAUACUCACAUAGGCCGUCUCAAAGUCCCAGUGACCUGCAUGCCUGUGUUUCCUGCCCUAAGCAUAUUCUUUGUGCUUUCCCUUUAUUACUACAUAUUUGUCCCAAUAUCAAGGCGCAUCACAGGACAUCCUCAUGGAGCCUCUCAGCUUCAAAGGGUUGGCAUUGGCAUGGUAAUCUCUAUCCUCUCAGUCGCAUGGGCUGGGGUGUUUGAGAGGUUCAGGAGAAAUUAUGCAAUAAAACAUGGGUAUGAGUCCAGCUUUCUAAGUCCAAUGCCAGAUCUGAGUGCUUUUUGGCUGCUAAUACAGUACUGCCUCAUCGGAAUAGCUGAAGUCUUCUGCAUUGUGGGAUUGCUGGAGUUCUUAUACGAGGAGGCUCCUGAUGCCAUGAGAAGCAUUGGAUCUGCCUAUGCAGCAGUAGCUGGGGGUUUGGGUUGCUUUGCUGCAACCAUUUUGAACAAUAUUGUUAAAGCUGCCACCGCAGAUAAUGAAUCAAAGGGCCAUUCUUGGUUAUCCCAGAAUAUCAACACAGGAAGAUUUGAUUAUUUUUACUGGCUUCUUACAGGACUCAGUAUUAUCAAUUUCUGUGGUUUCCUCUAUGCUGCCCACAGAUACAAAUACAGAGCAGUCCACGCGGGACAAUAAUAGAAGGCAGGAGCAUCCGAGUCAACCCCAUAUUUAAGAAUGAAUUUAUAUAUUGUGUUCAAUCAGGUUGAUUUAGGACUGAAAUUUUAAUUAUUUAAGCCCAGUAUUUGACUUUUGUUAUACUGCAUUUCUGUAGCCUUUGAACAAAACAUCAAACAUUCUUACUCCAUAGUAACACCAAAUAGAAAUGUACAAAGGAAGAAUGUAUCCGUAGAUUACCUGUUAUGUUGACAGA
Messenger RNA from Chenopodium quinoa (quinoa), 2319 nucleotides. RefSeq names its product protein NRT1/ PTR FAMILY 6.1-like. Bases 216 to 2084 code for a protein of 622 amino acids. The record is from RefSeq and is a predicted model, not a curated record. Gene Ontology annotation, biological process: transmembrane transport; oligopeptide transport. Gene Ontology annotation, molecular function: transmembrane transporter activity. Gene Ontology annotation, cellular component: membrane. Lineage: Eukaryota; Viridiplantae; Streptophyta; Magnoliopsida; Caryophyllales; Amaranthaceae. The transcript is spliced from 4 exons.